Molecule: messenger RNA, 3852 nt
Organism: Neoarius graeffei (lesser salmon catfish)
Lineage: Eukaryota; Metazoa; Chordata; Actinopteri; Siluriformes; Ariidae
Gene: kazna
Product: kazrin, periplakin interacting protein a
Exons: 16
Coding region: 140-2569 (809 amino acids)
Molecular function (GO): protein binding
Source: RefSeq, a predicted model, not a curated record
GCGAGCAGCAGCAGUGUGUGUGUGUUGAGCUUCACGCCAUGAUGGAGUCCGGCGCGCGGUCAGCGCGGGGCGGCUUUACAGCGGCUGCGCUGUGAGAUCCCGGUCUAAACUCAGGAGCGGUUCUGAUGAGCGGAAGCGGAUGAUCUGUGAAAGGAUGGAGGACGGAGAGCAGCUCGUGCGCCGCGGAGACGCCACUAUCGCUCGAGCGAGUCACGAGCACACGGAGCUGCGCGCGGAACCGGCGGCGCGUGACGAAGCAGGAGAAGCCGGAGCGCGAGACACAGCCACGGUCGAGCGGAGACAGUCACGCAGCUGCCACGACGCUGUUAGACAGAGAGGCACUGAGGUCAGCAACUUGACAAACCUCAGCACCCAUGAUACAACACUGGAUAAAGUGCUGCUGCGCGAGGAGGUGCUGGCUCUGCAGGAGGAGGUAGCGGAGCUGAAGCGGAUGAAGGAGAUGCUGAAUAAGGAGCUGGACGAGUGUGGGGGUGGCUGCUCUGCAGAGCUGCUCUCUGCCGCUGAACUUCGAGUGCAGCUCUCUCACCGAGAGCGAGACCUGGACCGCGCUACUGAAGCACUGCAGGCAAUGAAGGCGGACCGUAAACGUUUGAAGAUGGAGAAAGCCGAGCUGGUGAAUCAGAUGCAGCAGCUCUAUGCUACGCUGGAGAGCCGGGAAGAGCAGCUCCGAGACUUCAUCCGCAAUUACGAGCAGCACCGCAAAGAGAGUGAGGAUGCAGUAAAGGUGUUGGCUAAAGAGAAGGACCUGCUGGAGAGGGAGAAGUGGGAUCUGCGGCGUCAGACUAAAGAAGCCACAGAGCUCGCGGUUGCACUGCGAUCCGCACAGGAGCUGAAAGAGAACAGAAUCAAAGAGCUGGAGGCAGAACUGGCCAUGAUGAGUAACUAUGUGGCCCAGAAACUCGAGUGUCAGCUGUUUGUUCGAGCUCCCGAAAAGCCAGUCUCCCCCAGAAACAUGUCGGCUAAGCAGUCUUUGGCAACACUCACUAAGGAUGUUCCUAAGCGCCACUCUCUGGCCAUGCCCACAGAGGCUGUCGUCAAUGGCAACCAGGAGUGGGUGAUGCAUGCAGAGAUGCCUCUUACUGCAGCCAUCCGUCAGAGUCAACACAGCCUUUACCACACACUCGACAGACAUGCGUUAAAGGCUGUGCCCCAGUGUAUGUGUGAUGUUGAUGGUGUGUGUGUGGCGCACGCUUCAGGCAGCCUCCGCCUCAGUCCCUGUCACUCACGGCAACCAUCAAUGAUGUCAGACGCCUCUGCGCUGGAGGGAGAGCGAUCAUCCACGCCGUCUGAGCUCAACUCACCACGACACAGAACACACUCACUCUGCAACUCUUUAGAAGAUCUGGAGGACCAGAAGAGGAGGAAGAAGAAGGAGAAGAUGGGCCUGAGCUCUCUGUCGCGUGUGUUCGCCCGAGGAAAACAGAGGAAGUCUCUCGACCCUGGCCUUUUCGACGACUCGGACAGCCUGUCCAGCCCGGGCCGUCUGAGUGCGAGCCUGUCGGACACCGAGGAGCAGCUUGAUAAACUGCAGCAGGUGGAGCUGGCGAGGACAGUGCCCAUGUCCCGGUGGCGAGCUGGCACUGUUCAGGCCUGGCUUGAGGUCAUCAUGGCCAUGCCCAUGUACAUCCGUGCCUGUGCAGACAACGUCAAGAGUGGCAAGGUGAUGUUAGCCUUAACUGACACAGAUCUGGAAGCUGGUUUGGGAAUCAGCAACUCUAUGCAUCGCAGAAAACUGCGCCUGGCCAUAGAAGAUUACAGACAAGCUGAGUCGGGACAUGGAUUAUCGAAUGCUGCAGACCUUGACCACCACUGGGUGGCGCAGGCAUGGCUAAAUGAUGUAGGCCUGCCACAGUAUUCUCAGUUCUUCCACACACACUUAGUCGAUGGACGCCUGCUGAGCACCCUUACACGAGCCGACCUGGAAAAGCACCUGCAUGUGUCCAAAAAAGCCCACCAGAGCAGCCUGCUGCUAGGAAUCCAGCUCCUACACAUACUUAACUUUAACAAAGAGCUGCUGCAAACAAGGCGAGCAGACUGUGAAAACCAGAACUCGGACCCUCUGGUCUGGUCCUGCCAUCGCAUUAUUAAAUGGCUCAGGAACAUCGACCUGAAGGAGUUUGCUGGCAAUCUUCAAAACAGCGGUAUUCAUGGUGCUGUCAUGGUGCUUGAUCCUUCCUUUAACACAGACUCCAUGGCAACAGCAUUAGGUAUCUCUGCAAGCAAGCACAUGGUCCGUCAACACCUGAGUGAAGAAAUGAAUGCCCUCCUUGCUCCUGCAAGACUGGAUGUUGAACAGGAAAUUGAGGCCAUGGGAACUCCACCCGCUAUGUCCCGUCAGAGCUCUCUGAGACACUCGACGAUAAGCCACCCUGAUACCCAGCACUCCUUCAGACAACUCAAAGUCAGGCCUGAGGUAAGCUUCAAUCUGAAGAGCCAUGCUGGAGUGAACAUCACGUCUCUAAAUGCUAGCUGUUGUGAAGAUGCCACACCCCAGCCAGAAAACAGUCCAGCCAGAAACCUCUCUGCUGCUGACCUCACUAAUGUCUAAUCCUAACUCUAUCAUCCCGAGACAUGGUCCAAAGCCAUAAUGAUCCUGAUCUCAAGGGUUUAAGCUGUAAUCAAAUGUUGUUGAUGGAAAAGACAGUUAUAUGAAUUGAUUUGUCAGUCAAUCGUGACGUUUUUAUGAUAGUUAUUAAAUGUAUGUUUUGUAUUGCCAACACUGGUGCUAAGGAAAGAUUUGGACUUGGAGUUCUGGCACAAAUGCUGCACCUGAUUUAACUUCAGAUACCAUAAUACAUACCAUCUAUAUAAUAAGCAGCAAAUUUGUUUGUCUUGAGCUAACGUCGCCAUUUCUUGACGGAUUUUCACCAAAUUUGGCAAGUAGGUCCGGGGAUGACCCGGAAUUUUGCAGAUAUAAACAAAAUUCAUGUACAGGUCCCAGGGAGGUCCCGGGGGGGGCACAACAUCCACCCACCCCCUCCCUCAAUGCCUUUCACGUUACAUUUAUCAACACAAACUCUCGACAGAUCUUCACUAAACUUGGCAUGAAGGUACAGGAGAUGGCCACAAUUUGGCAGAACUCAGAAAUUCCAUAUUUGGGCCCCAGGGGGUCCCUCGUGGUGGGCCCCUGGGUGGUGGAUGUUUGGAUUUUUUUGUUUGUCUUGGGUUAUCAUCACCAUUUCUCGACGGAUCUUCACCAAAUUUGACAUGGAAGUCUGGGGGCAACCCAGAAUUUUGCAAAACCUGAGCAAUGCCAGGUAACCUGCUUAGUAACACAUAAUGGACAUCUGGGGUCUUUUUUUAAAUGAACCAUAUAACGAAAGUCACUAAUAUUUCUGCAAAUCCUGCAAGGAAAGCUUUUGUUUUUUCAAAUUCAUAAAAAUCACAUCAACAAAUAUGGAGCUUUGUAAAUAGCAUGAAAGAAUUGUAAAUUGUACAAUGUGUCUAAUGUUAUGGACAUACAGUACAAUUGAUUGUGCCUUAACCUUGCCUAUAUGCUCUGUUAAUUUAUUGUCCAUUGAAAAUACUGCACAGGAAAUUGGGUCUGUGUGAGUCACCUAGAUCUGUAGACACAGGCUAAGCCUAGUCUUAGACUUGGAAGACUAUUAAAUGUGAGACCCUGUAGAAAAUAUAAAUUAGUCCAGGCCUGGACAUAACCUGUGAAUUAAAAACCAAGGAAAUGUGUCAGAAAGAAAUUGGAGACUGCAUUGUUCUGUAUAGAUGUGUCUCACCUGCAAUGCCUAGGAUAAUCUACUAACAACAUUGAAGCUAAACUUGGGACAAACAUGUCAUUAUCUCAAACAUCAUGACUAAUAAAUGAAUUCUCUCAAA